This is a messenger RNA of Fusarium proliferatum ET1, 987 nucleotides long. RefSeq lists its product as uncharacterized. NCBI's taxonomy places the organism in Eukaryota, Fungi, Ascomycota, Sordariomycetes, Hypocreales, Nectriaceae. The transcript has a single exon. Bases 1 to 987 code for a protein of 328 amino acids. The record is from RefSeq and is a predicted model, not a curated record.
AUGAGUUCGCCCGCCACCCAUCUCCCUCCCCCUCUGCCUGACGAUGCUAUCAACGCUCUCUUGCAGGCCUUGCGUCUGCCUCAGGUCACCUCGAUCAGCAACCCUCGAACGACUGCUCAAUAUCAUUCAGUCUACUUUCUCACUCUGCCACCUACCGAGAUUUCGCGCGGCUACUGCGAGCUCGUUCUUCGCGUCGCGGGCAACCAUCUCCCCGAGAUCAAAACUUCGAAUGAGAUAGGCGUCAUGACUUGGCUCUCCAAGAACACCACGAUACCUUUACCAGAGGUCAUAGCCCAUGAUGCUUCCAAUAAAAACCCCAUCGCUCACGAGUAUUCUUUGCUCUCUCGUGUUCAGGGCGCCACACUCAGUGAUAUCUACGACAGCCUGAGCGACAAGCAAAUGAACCAGAUUUUCGACCAGCUGAUCGACUUCCUCACCCAACUCCAGGCGCAUCCGUGGCAAGGUAUCGGGGGAUUGAUCCUCGAUGAUCAAGGCCAAGUUCAGCUCGGCCCAGUAGUGGACGAGACAUUCUGGCAGAUCCCAGAUAUCGAAGCGCUUUGGCCUGAAGGAGAGACUGUGGCGACCAUGAACAUCGGAGGGCCGUACAAGACAUACGUCGAAUACAUGAUAGCACACGCCACAAAGUACAUACGACUCAUCCAAGCCCACGAGAAGCUGGAAUUCAUGCGAGAUAUCAUUCCACGCCUCGAGGAUUUCGUAACCGCACUCCCAGAACGCGCCAACGAGCUCAACAACGUCAAGCUACACCUGGCCCAUAAAGACCUCCACUUCGCCAACAUGAUGUACGACCCCUCGACUGGCAAUAUCACUGGCGUCCUUGACUGGGAGUUCGCCGGCGUCGUCCCAAGUCCUCAAUGGAACCCUCGACGCUCGUUCCUCUGGAAUGGAAUUGACACACCCGAAUCCCUAGCGGAAAAGUACAAGUGGAUGGAAGUCUUCGAGAAGCGUUGCAAGGAGAAAGCCUGA